AUAUCUUGUUAACCACGAGAGUUUGUUUCCUCACUGAUGCGACUGCGAGGGAAAUAUGUCUAAACGUACAGCCCCUGCUGCAAAACCAGCAGUUUCUAAAAAGUUACAAAAUACGCAAUUAACUGCCAAGCUUCGAGCAGAGCAAUAUCCAAACGAUUAUUAUGCAUCUGGCCAACAACUUUUCUGCAAAUUCUGUCAGCAUACAAUUGACUGGAGCCGAAAGGACACUUGUAACGAUCAUUUGAAAUCCAAGGUUCAUCUGAAGAACAAAGCAAAAUCAAGCGGGAGAGCCCUCCAAGUGUCACUGGACGUAGCAACCAAGUCACAGGAUGACAGACGGGAAUUCGUGGAAGAUUUCGUGGCUGUGUGAAGAGGCCGAUAUACCUUUAGAAAAAAUGAGGAAGAUACGCCUCUUUCUAGUCAAGCACUGCAAACAGGGAGGUGCGCUGCCUGAGAAUCCAAGCAGUCUUAGACAGAUCCAUCUACAGCGGGUGUUCAACGAGCACAUGCAGACAGUGCUACAAGAGAUCCGUGAUAAGAAGCUCUUUGUUGUUGUUGACAAAACGUCAGAUAACCGAGACCGCAGUGUCCUCAACAUUGUCAUAGGUACUGAAGGCAAAUACUAUCUGACGGAUGUCAUCUUCAUGGACAGCUGCAACUUUUCAACAUUAUCACAGGCACUACUACAGUCACUUCACAGCAGUCAGAUAAAUUUGAAUGAUGUACUGGCAGUAGUCACUGAUAAUGCAUCAUACUGCCUAAAGGCCUACAAAGAAGUACUGAAAGGAGUAAUGCCAAACAGCGUACAUGCAACCUGCUUGUGUCACGUCAUCAAUUUGGUAGGAGAAACCUGGCAACACUACAGCUACUUCAGUGACGUUACAAGUCUGGUGAUGUGGAUCAAAUCUGCCUUCUUCAAAAAGCCUGCAAGGAAAAGAAGGUGGUUGCACUUUUUGUCUGCAAAGGAUGCUGUGCAUGUGAAGGUUCCACCUGAACCAGGAAAUACAAGGUGGAAUAGCUGGUUUGAAGCAGUGCGGUUCCAUGCUGAACAUGUCCACCUGUACAAGGAGUUUUUCCUCAGCUGAAAAGUCUUCUGCCCAGGCUGUGAAAAACAUCCUUGAUCUGGUGGAAACAGAUGAAAGCAAGAAACCCUUCAAAUGAAGCUGACAUUCAUCUCUGAAGGGUGUGGGAAACUGGUCAGAGCCCUGACAGUUUUGGAGGGCACCCACACUCCUACAGCAGUCUCUGCCUACAACAU
Molecule: messenger RNA, 1258 nt
Organism: Neoarius graeffei (lesser salmon catfish)
Lineage: Eukaryota; Metazoa; Chordata; Actinopteri; Siluriformes; Ariidae
Exons: 2
Coding region: 330-1085 (251 amino acids)
Source: RefSeq, a predicted model, not a curated record